CAAAUUGAACGGAAGCUAGAAUCGGUAAGCUAAAACCAUGGCUAAAACUCUAUAAAUAUUUUGGAGGCAAAAACAAUCAUUCGUUUAAGUUCUUUGAAACAUCAACGCUGAAGGCAGACCAUCACAUCAUGUUCCGUUUUGACAUCUCAAGUAAUAAAAUUUCUCAAGGAAUCAUUUCGUCCAUAGCAGAGUUGGGGAGAAAGGGAAAAUUUGAAGACUUUGAGGUCAUCGUUGAAGGUGAACGCAUUAAAUGUCAUUCAUUCCUACUCGCCUCUUGCUCGGAGUUUUUCAGAAAUCUGCUCGACUCAAAUAUGAAGGAGAAACAGGACAUGAAAGUGGACUUACCCAAUGUUACUUCUAAGACAUUUAAGCUGAUUCUCAACUCAUUGUACACAGGGGAAGAGUUGCUGACUAAUGACAAUGUCUUGGAAGUUUGGUCCGCAGUUCACAUGCUUCAGAUUCGUUUCUUGAUUCAACACUGUGAAGAUUUUAUUGUUGACAAUGUCACCAUAGAAACGAUCCCGGAGUACAAGAAGCAAGCCGAACAUUUUCACUACCAGAGAUUCACGGAGAGAGUCCUUCCAUUUAUGUGCAAGAAUUUCAUGAGCUUUAGGAAAACGGAAUCCUUUCUACAAUUAGAUUUCAAAGACCUGAUGAAAUUAAUUGAAAGUGACCAGAUGAAAGUAUGUUCUGAAGACCUCGUGCUUUAUUCAAUCUAUGAUUGGGUCAGUCAUGGGAAAUCGAUAACUAUUCAGGGAAUAGACAAAAACAACCUGAGAACAGUUUCUAAAGCAGAUGAUGCCAAUGGUAACUCUGAGAACAUUUCUUCUUCUAAUCAAAAAGAGCUUAAUAUUAAAGGGGAUGCAGAAGACUCUCCAUUAAUCUCCAGUCAGAAUCAGGCUAAUGAGAGAGCACUCUACCUGCAUCCACUUUUAAAAGGUAGCAGAUACCUCCUCGCCUCCGACGACUGUAUCAGGAGACUGUUGAUGAAUACAUUGACACAGAGUAUCACAGAAGUGAAGAAUUUUCUGGUAGAGACAUCAGCGAUGAAACUUUCCAGCCAUCUCAAUGGCUUUUGGCCAAACGCUGCCGUUCAGCGUGACUGCAGCUCAUACGAACACGUCGGAGUAGUUUGUGGGUUUCUCAUCGAGGCCUAUUCCUUUCAAACAAAACGUUGGACUUAUAUUGCACCCUGGGGAAUGAACCCGAUGGUCACAGUGGCCAACUUGAACGGCAGACUUUACGGUCUGGCAAGAAACCAGGAAACCUUGGAAUUGGUUUAUUUUUCCAAAAAUAAUUGGUCCAGUCUUCUGAGCUUAAAUUUUGAAAUGCAACUUUUUUUGUCACAUGAUAAAUGUAUUUACAUUUUUAGUUCUGAAAAUAAAAUUACAAAAUGUCAAAUGGCCAACGAAGGGGCUUUCUCUGAAGCUUACAUUCUGGAAACUGAAGUUUUCAAUCUCUCUAUUAGCAAUGCAGAGUAUGCAGUCAGUUUCCAUAAGAAUAUCCUUGUCUUUGAGUCAGUAAGAAACUACAGAAGAGCCAGAACUGCAGUCCACGAGUGGAACGUAACAAACAAUGUCUGGACAAAGGUAGCCGUUCUCGACUUCAACGCUGACCACAUGACCAGCUUCAAUGAUGACCUCUACUUGUACAUCCUCGACGAAGUUGGGAAUUUGUAUCGAGUCGAGGAAGCCGAGACUGUCCAAGUCACAUACAUUGAAAAAAUUUUUGAUAUCCGUGUGAAGUUUAAAGGUUGCAUACUGUUUAGGAAAUGUCUGUAUGUAUGCGGCGAGGUAUAUGGACGUGGUGACUAUGUGUCAUACGUUGAGAACGUCUAUACCUCCUUAGAAUUUGUUGAUAAGCCACUUUACGGGCAAUGCUUUGUUCCGUUUCUUAUGGAACGAUCUGAAAACAGAUUUUUGGACGUGAAAAGCUGUUAAGGCAGCAACAUCCUUAAAGAAGUUAAUUGUCAUUCUUACUUUUUAAUAAUUGUUUGAGAGUGUCUUUAAUUUACAGAAAUAACAUUUGGGUGAUGUUUUAAUAUGUCAAAAAUGUGUAUAUACAUCUGACAUCUGACUAUAAAAAUUGGUGAUCACAUAAAAACAGUACCUUUUUAUUCUAAAUUAAAAAAAAAUUUAGCUUUUUAAGCUUAA
Molecule: messenger RNA, 2153 nt
Organism: Biomphalaria glabrata
Lineage: Eukaryota; Metazoa; Mollusca; Gastropoda; Planorbidae
Exons: 2
Coding region: 129-1940 (603 amino acids)
Molecular function (GO): protein binding
Source: RefSeq, a predicted model, not a curated record